Elephantulus edwardii (Cape elephant shrew) is the source of this 981-nucleotide messenger RNA. RefSeq names its product caspase 2, apoptosis-related cysteine peptidase (gene CASP2). Gene Ontology annotation, biological process: proteolysis; regulation of apoptotic process. Gene Ontology annotation, molecular function: cysteine-type endopeptidase activity. Bases 1 to 981 code for a protein of 326 amino acids. Lineage: Eukaryota; Metazoa; Chordata; Mammalia; Macroscelidea; Macroscelididae. The record is from RefSeq and is a predicted model, not a curated record. The transcript is spliced from 9 exons.
AUGGCGGCUGACCGGGGUCGCAGGUUGCCGUCCAUGUGCGGUAUGCACCCCGACCACCAGGAAGCCCUCAAGAGGAACCGUGUGGCGCUGGCCAAGCAGCUGCUGCUGAGUGAGCUGCUGGAGCACCUGCUGGAACAGGACAUCAUCACCUUGGAGAUGCGGGAGCUCGUCCAGGCCCGGGUGGGCAGCUUCAACCAGAAUGUGGAGCUCCUCAACCUCCUGCCGAAACGGGGUCCGCGGGCCUUUGAGGCCUUCUGUGCUGCCCUGCGGGAGACCAAGCAGGCCCACCUGGAGGACCUGCUGCUGGACACACUCUCUGGGCUCCAGCACGGUCCCCCUCCGCUGAGCUGUGACUAUGACGUGAGGCUGCCGCUGCCUGUGUGUGAAUCCUGCCCCCCGCCCAAGCAGCUCCGCCUGACCACAGACACUGAGGAGCACUCUCUGGACAGUGGUGACGGCCCACCCCUCCUGCAGGUGACACCAUGCACACCCGAGUUCUACCAGACCCACUGCCAGCUGGCCUACAGGAUGCAGGCGCGGACCCGCGGGCUGGCCCUGGUUCUGAGCAACGUGCACUUCACGGGAGAGAAGGACCUGGAGUUCCGCUCAGGUGGCCAGGUGGACCACAGCACUCUGGUUACCCUCUUCAAGCUGCUGGGCUACAGUGUGCAUGUGCUCCAUGACCAGACGGCACAGGAGAUGCAGGAGAAGCUGCAGGACUUCGCCCAGCUGCCUGCCCACCGCCUCACCGACUCCUGCGUGGUGGCACUGCUCUCUCACGGUGUCGAGGGUGCCAUCUACGGGGUGGACGGCAAACUGCUGCAGCUGCAGGAGGUCUUCCGGCUCUUUGACAACGCCAACUGCCCCAGCCUGCAGAACAAGCCCAAGAUGUUCUUUGUGCAGGCCUGCCGUGGAGGUGCUAGCGGACCCUUUGGGCACCUCCUUCUGUUCCCUGCUGCCACCACCUCUCUUGCUCUGUAA